Molecule: messenger RNA, 2694 nt
Organism: Rosa rugosa (rugosa rose)
Lineage: Eukaryota; Viridiplantae; Streptophyta; Magnoliopsida; Rosales; Rosaceae
Product: disease resistance protein At4g27190-like
Exons: 2
Coding region: 1-2694 (897 amino acids)
Molecular function (GO): ADP binding
Source: RefSeq, a predicted model, not a curated record
AUGCAAGAGAUUAUUGUAGCAUUUGUUGAACCAUUGGCAGAAUGGACAGUGAGACCAAUUUGUCGACAGUUGAGUUAUGUGUUUCACUACGACAGCAACAUUGAGCAUCUCACCAGAAAGGUUCAGGAACUCCGUGACAAAAGAGAAAGAGUAAACCUGGAGAUGAAACCUGCGAGAGAAGCUUCACAGAUUAUUGGUCCCGGAGUUGAUCGCUGGCUCGGUGAUGUAGACAAGAUCAUACAGGAAAAGGAGACGAGUUUCAGUGAAGAAACUGUAGCAGGAAAGACAGCGUGCUGUAAUGGGUGGCUUCCAAAUUUGAAGUGCCGUCAUUCUUUGGGAAGGAAAGCUAAGAAGAUGACUGAUGAGGUGGAUAAACUCCUUGCUAAUGAACCCAGGACUAUAGCGCAUCCUGCUCUUCAUCCAGAGGUGGAAUUCCAACCCACAGAGGACUUAUUGCAUGAAGGUGGCAGCUCCUCAGAAGCAUCAAACCAAGAACAGCUACCUGCGUGUGAAGGAAAAAAUAUUAAUUUUGAUUCAAGAAGAUCAACCAUUAGAGAUGUGAUGGAAGCUCUCAAGGGGAAUCAAUUCAAUCCGAUUAUCAUAUGCGGCAUGGGCGGCAUUGGGAAGACAACAUUGAUGGGGCAAAUUUUUGAGAAAGCGAAGGAAGAGGGUCUGUUCGAUGAGUAUACAAAGGCAACCAUUAAGGAAUCUCUUGACAAAGCUCCUGACGUGAUUCAGAUUCAAGGUGAACUUGCAGAAUAUCUAGGCAAGAAGAUCCUUGAGGACGAAAAAGAGAGAGGUCCAAGAGCAAGUAAGCUACGUCAAAGAUUAUCUCAAGGCAACAAGAAGAUCCUUGUAAUGUUAGACAAUGUUUCAACAACAACCUCAGACCUUUUGUGGGAAAUAGGGAUUCCCCCUAGUUGUAAACUUCUGGUCACAUCAAGACAACAAGAUCUAUUCAAGGACAUGGACAGAAGAAAGAACUUCUCAAUUGAUGGUUUGCCAGAUAGAGAUGCCUGGAGUCUAUUUAAGAAGACAGCAGGAAGUGCCAUCGAAUCUGAUCUCGAGUUGCAUGUUGUAGCAGAAAAGGUUCUGGAGGAAUGUGCUGGGUUGCCAAUUGCAAUUUCAACUAUUGGAACGGCACUAAAAGGUGAAAGCAUUGCAAUUUGGAAGAAUGCACUAAAGGAACUAGAAAAGGCUAACCCAGAAAACGUUCCAGGAGUGAUAGAACAUGUGUAUGGUAAAAUAAAGUUCAGCUAUGAAUGUUUACGAAACGAGGAAGCCAAAUCAUGUUUUUUGCUGUGUUGCAUAUUUGAAGAAAGCGCUGAUAUACCAAUCGAAGAUUUGGUUAGAUACGGGCUUGGGCUUGAGCUCUUUAAAGGCAUUGAUUCAAUGGUUGAAGGAAGAAACCGUAUGGAAACAUUGGUUCAGACACUUAAAAGUCGCUUUUUAUUGUUAGACAGUGAUGAUAAGCCAGAAUUUGUGAGAAUGCAUGAUGUGGUGCAUGAUGUAGCCGUAUAUAUAGCCUCUGAAGAGUUUGUAGAAAAGAAAAAUGAUGGGGUUGAAAAGAGAAUUGUGGUGAGAGACAAAGCAAAAACUGUGAAAUUGAUGGAUUGGCCUGCUAAGAAUAGUGUUGCUGAGAAAUCUACUUAUUGCACUUCACUGAGUAUCAAGGGGCUUUGUCGGCUUUUACUGUUGAGAACUCUACCUUUAACUGGAAUUCCAUUGGAGCCUCCACCCACAAUUUUAAGUAGAAUGAAAGAUAUCACGGUUCUAGUAAUUGAGAGUAUGUCUCCAUUGUCACUACUGCCAUCACUUCCAGUUUUGAAAAACCUUCAUACACUGUGUCUAGAUGUGUGCGAUCUCAAGUGUGAUGUAUCUAUAAUUGGGGAGCUAAGGACACUCGUGAUACUCAGUUUGUGUGGAUCCGACAUUGAACAGUUGCCUGAUACAUUCAAAAAUUUGUCUAAUCUGAGAUUUCUUGAUUUGUCCAUAUGUAGUGAGCUAAAAAUAAUACCACCAGGUGUUAUAUCAAGUUUAUCCCGACUAGAAGAAUUGUACAUGUGGCAUAGCUUCGAGGAUUGGGUAGUUGAGAAACUAGCCUCGAUUGAAACAACCAAUUGGAUCUCUCAAUUGGAGGCUGAGGAGAGAGUUGAUGAAUCCGAAGAAGUGGACUAUCGGGAAACGUCACUGGACACGUGGAAGAGAUUCAACAGAUUGGCGGUUGAGCAACCAGCAAACAUAGGAAACCAGUUUAGAAAAGAGGUUCAAGGUCUGGACAGAGCAAACGAUGAGCACACAAGGUGGGCUAACUCCAUGGACUGGAAAACUGGGAUACUUGCAGAGUUACUUUCCUUGUCCCAUUUGACUACUUUAGAAGUUGUUCUGCCACCAGUUAAUAAGCUUCUAACCAGUAAUCUAUUUAACAAGCUCGAAAGAUUUAAGAUCUUUAUAGGAUGGAAGCAGCAUAUACUUUGGGACUUGAAGCAUGAUGGCAACUACUUGAGAGUUCACGAUCUUGACGGAAGCGCUGUUAUGGGUGGUGGAAUCACUUUGUUGCUAAAGAAAACCAGCAUUCUUGAGUUCAGAAUGAAGAAUUUAACAGAACCUCAAGCUCUGAAUGUCUUAGAUACGAUGCUGAUGAAGCUAACUAUGCGCACAAAUUCCUGGGGUUCCUGGGAAGGAAGCCUCUGA